CAACAAACAAAACAGUGAAAAAUAAUUAUUUAGAUUCUUAAAUGUGAUUACUUUCGUUUGCAAAUAUUGAAUUUUUAGAAUACCAAUAGUUUAUAAACAAGUUACUUAUUGUAUAUGUUCCCUCACAGAAAUAAAUUUCCAUAAUGAGCCAACAGGAACCUUUUCUACAACAAAGAAUCCUUGCAAACCUUUGCAGAACUUGCAUGACCGAGAUCGAAUAUCCAAAUUCGACUUCCCUAUUUUCAGUAUUAAGUAAAUCUAACAAUGAAGAAGCCCUUGAUUCUAUUUUAUACAAAUGUACUUCUAUACAGGUUUGCUAUUCAGACAUCUUACCACUAAGCAUUUGCCGUAGCUGCUUAGAAAAACUAGUAACAUGUUAUUUAUACAGAGAACUAUGUUUUGAUACACAAAUCAGAUUAUCUCAAUUAUACGAUUCGCUCAAGGAACCAUCAAACUACAUUGAACCUGUAUUAGAAAAUUCCAUAGAAUCAGCAAAAUCAAUCGAAUAUCCCAUAAACGAUGCCACCAAGAUAGAAGAAUCCUGUGAUUUAGAAAACUUAGGCUGUGAUCAAACUUCAUUUGAAGAACCCGAGGAAAUGCUGAAAAAUAAUUAUGCAUGUGAAACUUGUUCAAAAAAAUUUAAUUCCAAACAUUCACUCGAUAGACAUUCAAAGAUUCACACUCAAGCGGAAUCUUUAAAAUGUCCUCAUUGUCAAAAAGCAUUUACAAGAAAAACAGACGUAAAACGUCACUUGAGCACUCACACAGGAAAUAAACCAUACAUUUGUUCAAUUUGUCCAUGCAGUUUUACCCAAUCCGGAACUCGUACCAAUCACAUGAGGAUAAAACAUGGCAUUGUGGACAAAAAAAAGUCUUUACAGGAAAAAUCGUUUCUUUGUUCUAUGUGCGGUAAAUGUUUCCGACACAAAUCCACUUUAACUGUACAUUUGAGACGACAUGUCGGCGAAAAACCUUACGAAUGUCAAAUUUGUAAACUUAGAUUUGUUUCAAGUGGCAGAUUGACCUCACACUCAAGAAUCCAUACAGGAGAGCGGCCUUAUGUGUGUCACAUUUGCAAUAAAAAUUUCGCCCAUGCAACAGUGUUAUCUACACAUCUUAAAGGCCACACAGGUCAGAGAGAAUUCAAAUGCAGUUAUUGUAGCAAGAGGUUUUCCAAGCCUUAUUAUCUUAACAUCCAUAUAAGGCAACAUACUGGAGAGAAGCCUUUGAAAUGUUCGAUUUGCAAAAAAUCUUUUGCUUGUCCGAAAAAUUUGAAAGCUCACGAAAAAAUACAUUCCAAUGAGAAACCUUAUUUGUGCAUGCAAUGUGGCAAAUCGUUCAGAAGAGCUUACCAUCUGAAAGUUCACAUGAAAUUACAUAAAUAAUGCACCUUGUAAAUAUUUCAAUAAUUAAAGCAUUUUAAUUUUAAAAACUAACAGCUUUACAAGCAAUAGAGCAAUUUCUACAAAAUUUAUUAUGCUCAUGCCUAAUAGAAGAGACACUAUUCCACCAAAAGUACCUAAAAAAAAUUUUAUUUAGGUGCUAAUAAUAAUAAUUGUAAUUUCAAGUUUACAUACUUAGAGAUUCGUACCAAGUUACCGUUAAAAACUUCUUAUAGUGGUUUGUAAACGCUUUGUUUGAAAAGACAUGAAUCCUGGAAC
This is a messenger RNA of Ceutorhynchus assimilis (cabbage seed weevil), 1661 nucleotides long. The record is from the annotation of a GenBank genome assembly. NCBI's taxonomy places the organism in Eukaryota, Metazoa, Arthropoda, Insecta, Coleoptera, Curculionidae.